AUGGCCUCUGCUGAUAGACUGCGCAAGAACAAUAAGUCAUCAACCAGGAAGGCCAAGCGUGCUCCCUUGAGGAGGGCUCCCUCGAAAAACAGUCGAAAGGAAGGGAUCGUGGUGGGAGCAUCGGAUUUGAAAUGGAAGGCGGUUCAAGUCCCAGACACGUUAGGCGAUUUUGGUGGUUUUUAUGGGUUAGAAGAGAUUGAUGGUGUCGAUGUCAAGGUUGUCGAUGGUAAAGUGCAAUUCAUAGCGCGGGAUGAAUCGAAGGUUCGACAAUCAAAUGGUGGAAAUAGUUCGGACCAAGAAUCUUCCGAGGAAAAGCAGUCAGACGAAUUAAUCGAAUUUAAAAACCUCGAUGACGUCGACGAAGGUGAACUUGAAGCAUCAUCGUUUAGUGAAACCUCCGAUAUAUCUGCUGAUGAAACAAACGAGAAUGAGGAACAAGAGGCUGACGAUAACGCUAGUGCCCAUGAUGACAACGAUGAGUUGCAACCAAAUGUAUUUCAGACUGAUAUCGACCUAGAUGAUAUCGAAGUCAGUGAACUGCCAGAAUGGGGCAAGCUCGGUCCGCUGUCGCUUACAACUCUGCAAGGUCUUGCCAAACUGGGGUUUUCUAAACCCACAGAGAUUCAGUCGAGGGCUAUACCAGUUGCUAUGCAGGGUAAAGAUGUAAUGGGGAAAGCAGCUACUGGCUCCGGUAAGACUUUGGCUUAUGGUAUACCUGUCCUAGAGAGACUGGUGAAAAGUAAAAAUAAUACUUCUCCAGUCGCCUUGAUUUUCACUCCAACUAGAGAGCUUGCUCAGCAAGUGAAUAAGCAUUUACAGGCACUUGGUAAAGCAGUUUUAAAGAAUUCACCUUAUGCCAUAAUUCCUCUGACCGGUGGGUUGUCAAUUCACAAGCAAGAACGUUUGUUAGAUUACCAGGGAAGUGGAAGGAUUGUUGUCGCUACUCCAGGUAGGUUUCUGGAGCUUAUUGAAAGAAACACGAAGCUUUUAGACAGAUUUGCACGGAUCGAGACCUUAAUUCUAGAUGAAGCUGACAGAUUGCUCCAAGACGGACAUUUCGAAGAAUUCGAGAAGAUCCUUAAGCACUUGGGUAACAGUAGAAGGAAAAAUGUCCGUGAUCAAGGAUGGCAAACAAUGGUAUACUCUGCAACAUUUGCCAUGGACCUGUUCAGCAAGCUGUCAUCGACAUCAUGGUCAAAGAUGAAGAGAGAUAAGCACUCGGAUGAGAUGGAGGCUGUCUUACAGCAGCUGAUGAAAAAGAUACAUUUCAAAUCCAAACCUAUAAUAAUUGAUACUAACAGUGAGCAGCGAAUCAGCUCGCAGAUUAAAGAGUCACUGAUUGAAUGCGGCCCUCUAGAACGUGAUUUGUACUGUUACUAUUUCGUUACCAUGUAUCCUGGUACCACUCUCGUUUUUUGCAACUCUAUUGAUUCAGUGAAGAAGCUAAAUGCGUACUUGAAUCAUCUGAAAGUACCUACAUUUCAAAUUCAUUCUUCGAUGACCCAGAAGAAUAGGUUACGAAACCUGGAGAGAUAUCAACAGCAAUCUGAGAAGAAUCGAACCCUUAACAAGUCAACCGUUCUAAUAGCAAGUGAUGUGGCUGCUAGGGGAUUAGAUAUUCCGAACAUUGAGCACGUUAUUCACUACCACUUACCAAGAAGUGCCGAUGUCUAUAUUCAUAGAUCUGGUAGGACAGCUAGAGCUGAAAAGGAGGGAGUUUCGGUUAUGUUAUGCUCUCCUGAGGAAGCACAAGGUCCAUUGAGGAAACUUAGGAAAUUGUUGGCUUUAAAAAGCGGCUCGGAUGAGACAGCUAAUAAGAAGAAAAAAUGGCAGAAAACCGUUCCACUUCUACCUAUUGAAACCGAUAUAGUUACGCAAUUGAGAGAACGAAGCAAAAUAGCCAGCAAAUUGGCUGAUAACGAAAUUGCUUCCACAUCUUUAAAGAAAGAUGAUAACUGGCUUAAGAAAGCGGCGGAAGACCUUGAAAUUAAUAUAAGUUCUGAUGAAGAAGACAAAGAUGUCAUACUAGCCAAAAACAAAACAAAAAAGAUAAAUAAAACCAUUAGCAAGGAUCGCGUGAGGGGUUUAAAGGCCGAACUUGAUGAGUUGCUAGGAAGGCCAUUGCGGAAAGACCUAAGAAAGAAAUAUUUGACUGGUGGUCUCGUCAACCUUGCGGAUAAUUUGGUCAAAAAGAGAGGGCAUGAUUUUAUUAUUGGGCACGAAAAGGUAGAUGCCCUGGAGCAGCUUAAGAAGAAAAGAAGUAAACACUAA
This is a messenger RNA of Torulaspora globosa, 2271 nucleotides long. It is a transcript of the gene MAK5, whose product is annotated as ATP-dependent RNA helicase. Gene Ontology annotation, cellular component: nucleolus. Gene Ontology annotation, molecular function: ATP binding; RNA helicase activity; nucleic acid binding. NCBI's taxonomy places the organism in Eukaryota, Fungi, Ascomycota, Saccharomycetes, Saccharomycetales, Saccharomycetaceae. The transcript has a single exon. The coding region runs from base 1 to 2271 and encodes 756 amino acids. The record is from RefSeq and is a predicted model, not a curated record.